Brassica napus (rape) is the source of this 626-nucleotide messenger RNA. Its product is annotated as proline-rich receptor-like protein kinase PERK2. The record is from RefSeq and is a predicted model, not a curated record. Lineage: Eukaryota; Viridiplantae; Streptophyta; Magnoliopsida; Brassicales; Brassicaceae. The transcript has a single exon. The coding region runs from base 1 to 423 and encodes 140 amino acids.
AUGUGUUUUCUGAAUCCUCUUCACAUUUUGAUUUUCGCCUUAUCUUUCACCAUCCAUUGUUUCCUCCUCGUCAAAUCUCAAGAACCGCCUCUCUUUACAAAAUCUUCUCUACCUCCUCCACCACCACCAUCGCCUCCACUUGACAAUGUGACAGACAGUCCUGCACCUUCUUCAGUCUCGGAGGUAAUUGCGCCUCUGUCUUCGCCACCACGGCGGCGGAGGCCAAAGUCAGAACCUUUUCCACCGCCUCCUGAGCCACGGCGGGUUGGGGGGUCUCCGGAGAAGAAUAAGAGAGGUGGAUUAAACAAAGGGGAGACUGUGGGACUGGUCUUUGUUGGGUUAAUAGCAAUGUUGCAGGUGUUGGUUGUUGUCUUCAUGGUUCUCAAGAGAAGGCAACUUCUCAGACAGAAAGAAACUCAAUGAUAGUUGCUUAACUAACUAACACUUUCCGCAUUAACAACAUAACUUCUUUUGUUUUUCUAAGUCAUGUAACAAAAAUGUUGAUUAGAGUAAAUAUUAUUAUAGAGAGUGUUUUAGGUGGAAAGAAAAUGCAAAGUGUUUAACUCAUAAUGUGUAGAAUUGAUUUCUUUCUUUCUUUCAAGAUGAAACUGAUUUGGCUUAGUGGA